Molecule: messenger RNA, 699 nt
Organism: Prosopis cineraria
Lineage: Eukaryota; Viridiplantae; Streptophyta; Magnoliopsida; Fabales; Fabaceae
Exons: 1
Coding region: 130-480 (116 amino acids)
Source: RefSeq, a predicted model, not a curated record
UUCCCACCUUCCCUAGAAUAUUCUGAUUGCAUAAAUUCCUGGUUUGAAUUAAUCCAUUUAUUAAUUUCUCAGUUCGAAGGAGAAAAAAGGGCAAGAGCAGGGAUCAUCGUUCGUCUCGUCGACACACAAAUGGAGGGUCUUCUUCCUUUGGUUUACAGAGCAGUGAAGAAAAGCCGAACUCGCCGGGAAUACCAGCGUCUCCGAUCAGUAUCUUCUCCUCUCAUAAACAUGGCCGAGAUCUAUCCCCGCGGUUCUGAAAGCCAUUUGUAUCAGUUUCAGAGGCCUGAUUCAACCCAGACGGUGAGUGAACUUUACUCAGCCAGCAAUAAUCAUCCUCAUCACCGGCGGCAUAAUUCCGUCGGAGAUUUCACUUCCGGGGGCCGGUUCUCGUCUUCUCAGCGGCAUGCAACCAGUGCUGCUCCAAAGCCUCUCGUCCGGUUUAGCAGCCACAGACGGAUGUUCUCAUGUAUCACGGCGUAGUGUAAGGUCCUUGCUGCUGAUCUGUGAGACUGUGAUUGUGUGCUUUCAAGUAAUUAAUUUCACUGGAGAAUAUUUGUAAGUGUAUUCUUCCAUGAUGGUGUUUGUAUAAUUGCUCAAGUGUAGAUGUAUAUUAAUCUCCUAUGUUUCUAUUAAAAUAAAGCAAAAUUUGUCUGAGUGAUAUAAUGAUCAUGAAGAAACAGAUCAUCUUCAAUUGUCUUA